Molecule: messenger RNA, 3806 nt
Organism: Esox lucius (northern pike)
Lineage: Eukaryota; Metazoa; Chordata; Actinopteri; Esociformes; Esocidae
Gene: bcas1
Product: brain enriched myelin associated protein 1
Exons: 14
Coding region: 396-2021 (541 amino acids)
Source: RefSeq, a predicted model, not a curated record
UGUCAUCAAAGUGAGUCUGUCAAAGCUAAGCUCAUCAACAUGUUUUCAUUUAGACAUUUUCUGAGAGAAAUCAAUAGAUUAGCUUGAGUACAUCAGAGGAGCUCUGACAGUUUGCAUUAUUAUUGCUGCAGUUGUGUUUUAGGUCAUUCACAUAGAUCCCUUUUUGGAUUAGUAAGAGAUAGCCCCACCCAUUUAAGAACAGGUCAAAACACUUAUGUAUAUAUACUUAGCUGGGCAGGUUGGAAAGUUGCUAGUCAAUUGACAUUUUGCUCCUACUUGUAGCUGGAAUAUUACAUACACACUGUAGUAAACAAACUACUUUCACAACAGGAUUGUGGGCUACUGUUGUUUUUACUCAUCUAAGGACUUUGAAUAAGGUUUCAACUGUGGUCAAGAUGGGCAAUGAGCAUUCCAAAAACACGAGUGAACUGCCUCAUGAGAAGCACCAGAAUGGAGGAUUGAAUGGCCAUGCUAUGAGCAUCUCAUCCAAUGACCCGGAGAAUGAUGUUACCUGUGAAACAGCUGUGGAGCAGAACAGUACACCUCCCUUACUGCCUCCCUCUGCUGAGCCAGCUAUAGUGGAGCCAGACAGCAGCUGCCCUGGGCUUGAGGUUGUGAAAGAGGAGCCUGUCAUCAAGACGGUUCCACAAGCAGAACCAGAGACUCACGAUGCUAAAAGUCAAACCACACCGGAGCCUGAACCAGCCCCUCAAGAGAAAGAGCCUAAAAAUGAUUUGAAAGAAAAAGUAAACAUCUUCAAUAAGCUACUCAAGAAAAAGGUUAAGCCUCAGCCCACACCCAACCCUGAUCCAGACCCUAAAAUGGAGGAGGCCGUAGAGGAAAAGGCUGCUGAGGACAGUAAGAGUUCCCCAGUAAAUCCGACUGUCUCUGAGAAAGUGACUGAGGGGAUCCAGGCUGUAAGUAUCCAGGCUGAGCCGCGUGCUGAGGCGAGACAGGAUCCAGAUACUUUGGAGGAGCCUCCCAACCCUAUUCUAGAGGAAGAGGAGGUCAAACACCCUGAUAUUGACCAGGAAAGCAUUCACCUACAGGAAAAACUAGAGGAAAGCCAAGCGACUGAGAGUCAAGCAGAUAAGAAUUCAGUUAUGAACUUCUUCAAAACACUAAUGACUCCUACCAAAAAAAACAAGCAAGACAGCACAACCCCUGAUGUUGCAACAGACCAGCCUUACUUUACCUUCAGUAGAAAGACAACAUCUUUCUCACUGCUUACACCAACAAAGUCACAGAAGGAACCCCACCCAACAGCGACAACUACUGUUGCACAAGUAGUUGAUGCUCCAACAGCAGCCAAAGGAGGAAUGUCAUACCCACCACCCCCACCUCCAGCUCCAGUGCCACCUAAAAUGGAGGUUAAAGCAGAACUAGCAGCCCAACCUGUGACAAACUCACCAAAGGAAGAACAAAAGGGUGCUGCUAAAGAGCCAGAUGCCACCAAGCCUAAAGUCAGCAGCCCAUUCAGCAAACUUUUUAGCAAAAAGACAGCAGAGACAGUGGAGCCCCUGACAGUUCUUGAAGUACAGAAGAUAGACGCCUCAAAGACGGCCACCCUGGAGGCCUCAGCAAAGCCAGAACCACUGUCACCUUCACUGGAGGAGGACAAGAAGGCUGCUUCAACAAAAGCUUCUUCUUUUGCCUCCAUUUCCCUUUUCAAGCCCAAGGACCUGCUAAACCAAAUGGCCUCAAAAGUCCAGGUGGCCUCAACAAGCGGAGUCCGAUUCCUCAAGAAACCUUUCAAAGGGGCUGCUGAGCCCAAAAAGGAAGCUCCUGCCCAAGCUGCAGAAGUCAUAGCUGGCCCAAGUGUAGCCAAGGAGGAACCAAAGAUCCCUGAAGCCCCUGCUGUGAACAGCAAGCCUGUGUCAGGGCCCCCCGAGGAUGGGGAGAAUACCCCUGUCCUCUCUAAGAGGCUGGAGAAGAGGAACUCCAUCCAUUUGUUCUUCAAAAACCUGGGGAAACGCCAGUCAGAUGCAGGAGUACAAACAGAACCAGAGAAGACCAAAUAAGAAAGAAAAUGCCACUUAAUUCUUCAUGUACCAUAUUUCUGCCCCUAAAAAAUCUUCUGGAAAUGAACUUUUGAUUUGUUUGAUCAACUGAUCGCUGUGGUGAUAAAAGCAUGUGCUUGAGGGAAAGAGGAUAAACUGUGGACUGGCUUGGUCUAGUCUUUGUUGAGGAUUUAAGAUAGGUGUUUGUUGUGAAGGAGGUCAUAUAUAUUUGUUGUUUUAAAGGUUUGAGAGGUAGAGGAAAUAGUGUACUUUGACUUAUUUUCUAUAGCCUUUGCUUUCAAACGUGAUCUCUUUUUUUCUGUAAAUGAUACAUUUACACUGGUUUUAGAGAUUAAUAUACUGUAUCUAAUAAUCUAAUGCAAUGUAUAACUUGAUGUUUUAUUAUUUCACUUUGUUUACCUACAUAACUAGUCUGAAAGAAUUAAUAGUACACAAAAUGGUUUCACAUAUGUUUGUAGAAUGGUUUGGAGAAGAGAUGGAUGAAACUCAGCUUGAGAUAUACAUGUUUAUACUCAACAUGUAAUGAAGGAUUUGGCGAAAUGGUUCCUGUUCAUGACAAGAUAAUAAUAUUUUCCCUAAACAUGUGCACUUUACAAUGUACUAUUUUAAAGGAAUGGUGCACUAAUGCGAAAUUAGUGCACCAAUCCUUAAAUUACAAUUUAUGAUUAUAAUCUUACAUGGAGAGACAUCACAAUCACUACAUUUGUUGGACUACACAUAAACUACACAGAUUAUCUGGUAGUCUACAACUAAUGCUGCACAGCCAUGAAUAACAUUUCAUUGACUAAGAAUGGUAAUUAGCUGUCCUCCAUCAUGAAAUCAAGAAUAGGACUAUAGAUUAGUCUCAGAUUGGUGUCACAUAUAUCUUAGACACCACUUUCACAAUGUUUAUUUAACUUGGGUGAAUGAUUGUUCUUGCAACACCUAACUACACUGAUUGGCCAGUUGGAGGCACUAUAAGCGAUCAAAAAAGCUAACUUGGCAAAGUCAUGCCUAUUUCGCCAUUUAAUCUGAAAUCAUAUAAUUCUGUACAUUGGUCUGACUCCAUAUAUUCCAACAAUCCAUAAGGUCCUAAAUGUUGAAUCGCCAUUCUUAAAUUUCUGAAAAUCUGACAAAAUGCUACUUUUCUGUGAAUAGCCAAUCAACAGAAAAUCGGAUAUACCACAUUAAUGGACAAAGUUGUUGAACACAAUAUAUUUCAAAUUGGUACCUAAGACAAAAUGGCUGCUACUCACCAUGAACUUUGUAUGAGCGUGGUCUGGCCCAUGGAUGCAAAUCAAUCAAUCAUGGAUAUUUUCAUAUAGUAUCAAAAUGUGGUACACCUAUUGUAAACACUGUCAAGACUCAACAUGACCAUUCUAUAAGUGGCACAGGUUUAUGUAGCUUCAUCUCUUUGACUCAAAGUGAAAACAUUUGGCACACAUGCUCAGGGAUAUUAGUCAUGCGAUAUCUCAGACAACAAUGGUGCAGUUUUGACUAAAAAGGUGAAAUUGUCUUCUCAUAGAAAUCCCACAUUUACAAAACUAUACUGAGUGGACAAGGGGCGUUGCAUCAUAAGGGGGGGGUCAACGUGGUACUCUUGUCUUGUUUUAAUUUGAUUGCACUUCUUUACAUACAUUAUGUGUGCUUGUAUGAAAUCUUAUUCAUUUUGGUGAUGAUGUCUAUUUAUUUCUGUAUCUAUGUGGACUGAAUCUGCAAAUAGAUUACUUCCUGUGCCAACCUUCACAGAUAUGCUACGAUAUUAACAAACUAUUUGUUUAUUAAAUCUAUAUAUCUCUAACUGUA